Molecule: messenger RNA, 213 nt
Organism: Prunus armeniaca (apricot)
Lineage: Eukaryota; Viridiplantae; Streptophyta; Magnoliopsida; Rosales; Rosaceae
Source: the annotation of a GenBank genome assembly
AUGGGGGCCCUAGGUGUGUCACCCUGGGUCUUGAAGAUUAACGGGGAUAGGAAUAGGUUCUUGCUGACGGUCCAAGAGACGGUCUCUGCAAUCUCUAUAGACCUUCAUUGGUUCAUGGGGCCGGUUCUUCGGUGGGGAGAUUUGAAGGAGCCACGACUUGGUCGUCUCCGGAUGGAGGGGGCCUUUACCCUUACUGAGCCUAGACUAGACUGA